AUGUCUGACAAGCUUACUCGUAUUGCCAUUGUCAAUAGUGACAAAAAAUGUCGCCAAGAGUGUAAAAAGUCUUGCCCCGUCGUCCGUACCGGAAAGCUCUGUAUCGAAGUGACGCCGGAGUCCAAGAUCGCCUUCAUCUCGGAACGCCUUUGCAUCGGUUGCGGUAUCUGUCCUAAGAAGUGUCCUUUCGGUGCCAUCCACAUCAUCAACUUGCCCACAAACUUGGAAACCGAGGUCACCCACCGUUAUUCGGCCAACAGCUUCAAGCUUCACCGUCUCCCUAUGCCCCGGCCCGGUCAGGUCCUUGGUCUUGUUGGAACAAACGGUAUCGGAAAGAGUACUGCUUUGAAGAUUCUUAGCGGCAAGCUGAAGCCCAAUCUCGGACGCUACGACAACCCUCCCGAUUGGGAAGAGAUUCUGAGAUAUUUCCGUGGUUCCGAACUGCAGAACUACUUUACCAAGGUCCUAGAAGACAACCUGAAGGCCGUGGUUAAGCCCCAAUAUGUCGACCAGAUUCCUCGGGCUGUGAAGGGUCCGGUCAAGAACGUCGGGGAUCUCAUCAAGGCUCGCUCUCAGAUGAACAACAUGGAGCGCAUCAUGGAUGCUCUUGAACUCAGACAGGUACAGGACCGUGACAUUGACCACUUGUCUGGUGGUGAACUUCAACGGUUCGCUAUUGGUCUUGUUUGCGUGCAGAAGGCCGACGUGUACAUGUUUGACGAGCCAUCUUCCUACCUCGAUGUCAAACAGCGUUUGGCGGCAGCCCGCUCUAUUCGUGAGCUUCUGCGCCCUGAUGACUACGUCAUUGUUGUCGAGCACGAUUUGUCCGUUCUUGACUAUCUUUCAGACUUUGUCUGUGUGCUCUACGGUAGACCUGCUGUCUACGGUGUUGUUACACUUCCUUCUUCUGUCCGUGAAGGUAUCAAUAUCUUCCUGGAUGGUCACAUACCCACCGAGAAUCUUCGGUUCCGAGAGGAGUCUCUCACUUUCCGUCUGGCUGAGGCUGGCGAUGACUUCAUGGUUGACAAGGCCCGUGCUUUCACCUACCCGAGCAUGGAGAAGACUCUUGGCAAUUUCCACCUGAAGAUCGACUCCGGUUCAUUCACUGACUCUGAAAUCAUUGUCAUGAUGGGUGAGAACGGAACUGGCAAGACUACUUUCUGUAGAAUGCUCGCUGGUGCCGAGAAGCCUGACGGCAACGUCAGCAUGCCCCGCAUGCACAUCAGCAUGAAGCCUCAGAAGAUCACACCCAAGUUCCAGGGUACCGUGCGUCAGCUCUUCUUCAAGCGUAUCAAGGCUGCUUUCCUUUCGCCUCAGUUCCAGACCGAUGUCUACAAGCCCCUCAAGAUGGAUGACUUCAUCGACCAGGAAGUUCAGAACCUGUCUGGUGGUGAAUUGCAACGUGUUGCUAUUGUCCUUGCCCUCGGAAUGCCGGCCGAUAUCUACGUGAUCGACGAGCCUAGCGCUUACCUUGACUCCGAACAACGUAUCGUGGCUGCCAGAGUCAUCAAGCGUUUCAUCAUGCACACCAAGAAGACCGCUUUUAUUGUCGAGCACGAUUUCAUUAUGGCCACCUAUCUCGCUGACCGUGUCAUUGUCUUUGACGGCAAGCCUUCUGUUGACGCGCACGCCAAUACCCCCGAGUCGCUGGUCACCGGUUGCAACACUUUCUUGAGAAACCUGGAUGUCACCUUCCGUCGUGAUCCCAACAGUUACCGUCCUCGUAUUAACAAAUACAACAGUCAGAUGGACCAGGAGCAGAAGUUGGCUGGCAACUUCAGAGUUGAAAAGGUCAUUCCAGGCAAACAUAAUCGCAACCAUCACAGGGACGAUGGUCGCGACGCUGACCAACGGCGACGUCGUGGUCAAUGGAAAACCCUUCGUUUAGUGGCGUUAUUCGGCGUUCCUGGGGCCUCGCGUCGCCGUAGCCGUGGCUUGUGCCUCGUUGGCGAUCUAGCUGGUGCUUCGGAUGAGGAGGAGGAUGACGAUGACGACAAUGUUAAGUAG
This is a messenger RNA of Aspergillus viridinutans, 2007 nucleotides long. Its product is annotated as Fe-S cluster-binding ribosome biosynthesis protein. Gene Ontology annotation, biological process: ribosomal subunit export from nucleus; translational termination; translational initiation. The record is from RefSeq and is a predicted model, not a curated record. Gene Ontology annotation, molecular function: iron ion binding; ATP hydrolysis activity; ATP binding. The transcript is spliced from 7 exons. Lineage: Eukaryota; Fungi; Ascomycota; Eurotiomycetes; Eurotiales; Aspergillaceae. Bases 1 to 2007 code for a protein of 668 amino acids.